Messenger RNA from Pseudoliparis swirei, 2202 nucleotides. It is a transcript of the gene dusp14, whose product is annotated as dual specificity phosphatase 14. The transcript has 2 exons. Gene Ontology annotation, biological process: protein dephosphorylation. Gene Ontology annotation, cellular component: cytoplasm. NCBI's taxonomy places the organism in Eukaryota, Metazoa, Chordata, Actinopteri, Perciformes, Liparidae. The record is from RefSeq and is a predicted model, not a curated record. The coding region runs from base 234 to 869 and encodes 211 amino acids. Gene Ontology annotation, molecular function: MAP kinase tyrosine/serine/threonine phosphatase activity.
GGCCCCUCGCGCUCCUGCUGGUCGUCCGUGAGAGCGGACUGACUGGAGAUCGAUGUCCGGACUGUGAGGUCAGCUCGCCGGAUUGCUGCAGUGGUUGAAGGCGCUUUAAUUAAUAAACUCCAUCUGGAGCUGCACCACGAUGAGUCUGAGCUCCUGAAAGUUUUGCUUUUCAAAAAAUACAUACAAAAUAAUAUAUAAAUUGGCAUCUUUCUUGAAGCCUACUCCAUUCCUCGAUGGGUUCCCACAGCCAAGGUUUCUUCCACCACCACCACCACCACCACCACCAUCGCUCCAUGGUGCCCACCAUGGUGCCGAGGCUGGUUCCCGGGAACAGCACCCUGCUGGGGGCCAUUGCCCAGAUCACCCCCAACCUCUUCCUCAGCAGAGGGAACGUAGCAUCCGACCGCAGCCUGCUGCUGUCCAAGGGCAUCACCUGUGUGGUCAACGCCACCAUCGAGCUUCCCAACUUCAACUGGCCUCACAUGGAGUAUGUCAAGGUCCCUCUGGCAGACAUGCCCCACUCCCCACUCUCCUUGUACUUCGACAUCGUGGCUGAUAAGAUCCACAGUGUGGGCCGAAAGCGCGGCGCGGUGCUGGUGCACUGCGCGGCGGGGGUGAGCCGCUCGGCCUCUCUGUGUCUGGCGUACCUCAUGAAGUAUCACCGCGUGUCUCUGGCCGAGGCCCACGCCUGGGUCAAAGCCCGCCGCCCCAUCAUCAGGCCCAACGGGGGCUUCUGGCGCCAGCUCAUCGAGUACGAGAGGAAGCUGUUUGGUCGGAACUCUGUUAAGAUGGUACAGACGCCCUACGGGGUCAUACCUGAUGUUUAUGAGAGGGACCACAGGAGCCUGGCUCCGUACUGGGGCCUUUAAGAACCACAGCUAGGAGAUCAAGGAGGAAGUGAAGAUGAGCACCUUUGCCCCCCUCGACUGCAGCGCCAUGCAUGUUCAGGACAGGCGGAGUGAGACGCAUGUGAGUGUCCAUCUGUGUGAGUGCGUUUGAACAAAGGGAGACCAAACACUGGGGCUUGAUGCUUUUUGUCCAACCCGUUGCCUCUCUGUCGUCUUUGUGCGGCAGCAAAGCGACUUGAACCCAGGAUCCUUCGGACCAAUGGAUCCAUCGGGACUGCAAUGAGAAAAAUGGAGAUAAACGGCACCAACUUCCACAUUUGAUCUUGUUUUGGUGUCUAUAUUCCAGUUCCAUUGGAGGAUGAAGGUGACGGUUUGGGCUGUUCUCGAGACACUGAAUCUCUGGCAGUGAAGUGGCUGAAGUCCUUCUCCGGACGUGAUGAUGUCAUGUGGCGGUAUCGUGCCAGUUCUGCAGUAAUCAUUCGUGUGAAGGGAAGCAGCAAGCUCUUAAUUUAUGGUAGCAGAUACAAAUGUACAGAAAAAAACAUAUAUGCAGAAACAUAAUUUUAUUGGAAUGUAGUGGGGAACAAGUGGCACACUUUAACUCAACAUUUAAAGAUGUUGUUAUAUUGACCUUUAAGUUGAAAAGCUAGAGGAAGUAAGUUUCACCCUGUGACCACACUGUUAUUGUUGUGCUAAAUGAUGCUGCAUUAAAAAAAAAAUCUGCCACCACAAAGCAAUUGGCAGCUUUAGGAUAUAUAUAUAUUUUGUAUCCUACUUGUUUUGCCUUUUGUCCACAGGUUGCAAACUCAUAGCAGCACAGAGAACACAUUUCAUUUCUCUUUGUGAAUAAGCCUCGUCACACAGGCUGAAGAUCCUACAGCAGCUGGUGGUUUUGCAAGCAAGAGAUAAAUCAUUUUUUUCAAAAUCGUUCACAAUAAUCAACUUAUAGUCCUUCUACUGACUAACCUCAACUCACUGUUUUAGCACUAGAUGUGUCCUGUGAUCCCAUUGUUAUUGUGUGCAGUGAAUGUAGUGCGUUAGCUUCGUAUUGUGAUUUACGGUCUUGACUCCGCCCCCGACAGCACUGCAGUCGUCCCCGUUCUGUGGUCCUCUGUAACGGAACAUCACCGAGUGACGUUGGAUGGACAGUGAACGUCUUCGCCCCACAGAGAUCAGUGCAACGAUGUGUGUUCAACAAAGCCAUCGCAGGUUAAAUGAGAUAUCACAAUGACAUAUAUUAAAGAAGGAAAGGUCAGGGGUCAAUACUUGUUAGUAGGAGGAAGAUGUUGUGUAGUAUGACUUCUAAUCAUUUCAUGCACCAAGACAGUCGUAUUAAAAUAAUAAUUAGAAAAAU